Molecule: messenger RNA, 1266 nt
Organism: Branchiostoma belcheri (Belcher's lancelet)
Lineage: Eukaryota; Metazoa; Chordata; Leptocardii; Amphioxiformes; Branchiostomatidae
Product: C-type lectin domain family 4 member K-like
Exons: 7
Coding region: 1-1266 (421 amino acids)
Source: RefSeq, a predicted model, not a curated record
AUGAACAGGCAGGGAAAGGCUGUCCGGUCGCCUGUCUCCGGCCCCGACAGCCGCCCCGACAGCGGGCGGCCGCCCCAAUCCCGUCCUGUCCGUCCGAGUGGUUCACGCGGGCGUGUCCGCCAUGGUAACGGCGCUUCUGAUCAUGACAAGCAGCAGGAAGACCAGGGCACGUCUUCACACCCAUACGAAGACGUCGAUGCGGCGAAACGUUACGCAACGCAGCGGGAAGGCCAGGGCACGUCUUCCCGCCCAUACGAAGACGUCGAUGCGGUGAAACGUUACGCAACCCAGCGGGGAGACCAGGGCACGUCUUCACACAAGUACGAAGACGUCGAUGGGCAGAAACGUUACGCAACGUCUCCAGGUGCCACACCCAUGCGGCGGCAUGAGCCUUAUUGGUUAUCACGUGCGGACGCCGCUGCAAAAAUACCCAACCCUAUGUACCCCUCCAUUGCAGGCACCACAACCAAGCCGCAGCCUCAGUCACUGCGAUCACGUGCGGACGCCGCUGCAAAAAUGAUCAAUCCUAUCUACGCUUCUGGUUCAGACCGCACGUAUCCGGGUGGAGCGAGUGGCCGCCGGGGUGUCCGCGCCCGCCGCAGCUAUCUGGCCGCCGGCAUCGCCGUGCUGCUGAGCGUCGUUGCCGUGGGACUCGCCCCUCUCACGUUCAGCAACAAACAGGAAAUAUCUCAAUUGUCGACAACCCUGAAACGCGACUUGCGCCAACUGGCCACCACUUUUGGCGCCUUAAAGCGCAACCUGGACAACGAGCGAAACCGAACCGCCGCCCUGGAGCAGCGUCUUCACGAGAUUGAGAAGACUUUGCGAUACACAAUCUGGCAUGGAACCUGCUACAAGGCCUUCGCCACACGCAAGACCUUUGACCAAGCGGCCGAGGCCUGUCGUGCAGACGGUGGCACCCUCGCCAUGCCCCGAGACGCUGAGACCGACGCCUUCCUCAUCUCCCUGCAUGACUCCGUGGGCGACGGUUUUUGGUUCGGCCUGCACGAUCAGUGCGAAGAGGGAAGGUUUGAGUGGCUGGACGGUUCUGUACUUGGGUCGUACAGCUCCUGGGGUCAGAAACAACCGGACAACUUUGGGGGCAACGAAGAUUGCGUCAUUUACUCCUCAGUCUGGAAAGACAAGUGGGACGACGCAAUGUGCAAGAAGCUGUUGAACUUCAUAUGCCAGGCUGCUCCAGGCUGUGCAGGAGUCUCACCACUACUGUGCAGCGGCUCUCCGACCAUCCGCAGUCAAACUAACUAG